AUGGACCAUAUGAGACGGUUCUCCGUUGCGCAACAGUCUGCAGUUACACAACAUAAACAGUCGUUCGCACCGGGCCGUCAGUACAGCAAUCGCGUCGUCAUCAACGUCGGCGGGGUCCGAUACGAGACUUACAAAUCUACUCUGAAAAACAUUCCCGACACCAGGCUGUCGUGGCUGACGGAAACGACGGCGCAUAACCCCGACUACGACCCGAUGAAUGGCGAGUACUUUUUUGACCGCCACCCGGGUGUCUUUAACAUGAUCAUCAACUACUACCGGACAGGUCGUCUGCACGUGCCCAGUGAUGUGUGCGGACCUCUUUUCGAAGAAGAGCUGGCAUUUUGGGGAAUUGACGAAAAACAGAUUGAACCCUGUUGUUGGAGCAAUUACAGAGCCCACAGGGAUGCGCAAGAAACUUUGGCGGAAUUCGACGGCGAAAAUGCCGGGGAGGACAACAGUGAUAAUGAAAUAGCAGACGAAACUAUUGCCCAAAGGUUUGGAAUUGUUGAAGAAGCAAACAGCAAGUCAGCUUCCAUGUGGGAAAGGUGGCAACCAAAACUAUGGAGUCUUUUGGAAGAUCCCAAAUCAUCGAAAGGGGCUCAGGCAGUGGCCAUCGUUUCUGUGGUUUUUGUACUGUUUUCUAUUGCAACAUUCUGCAUGGAAACGCACGUGCUCUUUCGCUACGUGAAGGUGCAGAACGUGACACUAAAGGGCAUCACCGUGCGUGAGACGCAGAGGCGAACUCAACCGAUGUUGUUCCUGGACGUCAUGGAAUACACGUGUAUCGGAUACUUUACUCUGGAGAUCGUGCUUCGCUUCAUAUGCUGCCCAGUGAAAGGCGCCCACGUCAAACAGGCCUUGAACUGGGUGGACUUCCUCUCUGUGAUUCCCUUCUAUACCAAACAGAUUGUCGUUGGGAUAGACCCUUCGCUCGAGGACUCUCCUGGCCUUUACUUUCUCAACUCUCUUCGACUCAUCCGAAUAUUUCGAAUUCUGAAGCUCACGCGGCACGUCAGUGGGUUGAAGAUUCUGGCUCACACCAUCAAGGCUAGCGCCAAGGAGUUGUUGUUGUUGAUUCUUGUUCUGUGUAUCGGUGUGCUUAUUUUCUCGUGUCUUAUUUACUACGCGGAACAGAUAGAAGAGGAUAUCAACAACGAUUUCACAAACAUACCCAGGGCUUUUUGGUGGGCGGUAGUGACAAUGACGACACUCGGUUACGGGGAUAUGUACCCGCGGACGGCUCUCGGCUAUAUAGUGGGCGCCAUCUGCGCCCUUUGUGGGCUGCUGAUGCUGGCACUUCCGGUUCCUGUGAUUGUGAAUAAUUUCACAUUGUACUACUCGCACGCUCAAGCCAGGAUGAAAUUGCCAAAGAAAACCAAGAACUGCCUUGUGGGCGCUGCCGACGCCUUGAAGCAGCAGAAUUCCAUUGAUAUGGCAAUGAGUGUGGAGGGGGGUUCCAGUAAUCCUGUCUCGUCCAGCGGGAGUUGUCGUUCGUUGAAAUCAAUUCAGUCUGCUGAAGGUAACCGAAAGGGCAGUGAUGACAGUGCGGCAGACAGUUGUGAUAGUGGAAUUAAAACAGAGCUAUCACAACUGUCUGUCGCACUGUCACGACUCCCAAAUCUGCACAUGACAGAGCUACCACAACUGUCUGUCGCACUGUCACCACUCCCAAACCUGCACAUGACAGAGCUACCACAACUGUCUGUCGCACUGUCACCACUCCCAAACCUGCUCAUGACAGAGCUACCACAACUGUCUGUCGCACUGUCAACACUCUCAAACCUGCACACGACACAGCUACCACAACUGUCUGUCGCACUGUCACCACUCCCAAACCUGCACACGACACAGCUACCACAACUGUAUCUCGCACUGUCAACACUCCCAAACCUGCACACGACACAGCUACCACAACUGUCUGUCGCACUGUCAACACUCCCAAACCCGCACACAAUACAGCUACCACAACUGUCUGUCGCACUGUCAACACUCCCAAACCCGCACACGACACAGCUACCACAACUGUCUGUCGCACUGUCAACACUCCCAAACCUGCACACGACACAGCUACCACAACUGUAUGUCGCACUGUCAACACUCCCAAACCUGCUCACGACAGAGCUACCACAACUGUAUGUCGCACCGUCACCACUCCCAAACCUGCACACGACACAGCUACCACAACUGUCUGUCGCACUGUCAACACUCCCAAACCUGCACACGACACAGCUACCACAACUGUCUGUCGCACUGUCAACACUCCCAAACCUGCACACGACACAGCUACCACAACUGUCUGUCGCUCUGUCACCACUCCCAAACCUGCACACGACACAGCUACCACAAGUGUAUGUCGCACUGUCAACACUCUCAAACCUGCACACGACACAGCACUCCCAAACCUGCACACGACACAGCUACCACAACUCUAGCAAUAAUGAAGAACACACUGGUAUUAGUGUGAUAUUCACAGACGAGAUAGCUAACUUGAGUCCGCCAGGCCAGAGUUCGAGCGCCGCGUUACCGUCCAAAAAGGUUUCUUCCAGGAGGCACAGUGUUCUACCCGGUGGUUGCGCCAACAAUGGCAUUAUCCGACGAGGUUCAGAGGCUGUGAAAAAGGGUGGCCAGUACAGACGGAGGUCUUUGUUCCCAACAAAUUUAGUAGAUGUUGAUGUAUAA
Gigantopelta aegis is the source of this 2679-nucleotide messenger RNA. RefSeq names its product potassium voltage-gated channel subfamily D member 3-like. The coding region runs from base 1 to 2679 and encodes 892 amino acids. The record is from RefSeq and is a predicted model, not a curated record. The transcript has 5 exons. Lineage: Eukaryota; Metazoa; Mollusca; Gastropoda; Neomphalida; Peltospiridae. Gene Ontology annotation, cellular component: voltage-gated potassium channel complex; membrane. Gene Ontology annotation, molecular function: protein binding; delayed rectifier potassium channel activity. Gene Ontology annotation, biological process: potassium ion transmembrane transport; protein homooligomerization.